AUGAAUAAUUACAUUUACUUUGAUGAUGAAAACUACGAUCAGGAAGGUGAGUAUGGUGAAUAUAAUGGAGAAGGAAGUAGGAAAACAGAAGACGAAAGAAUUUUACAACCUUUUCAAGAACCUAAUGAAGAAGAAAAACAAGGAACAAAAGAGAACAAAAGCGUUAAAAGAGCAAAAACUUAUUCUGAAACUUGGCAUUAUUUUAAUACCCAAGAUCCACAACAUCCUACAAAAGUUAUUUGUCAAAAAUGCAAUAAAAUGUAUUCAAAAUCAACUGGAAUAAGUAUUUUGAAAUUCCAUUUGAAAAGGGUACAUGGAAUAAAAAUCAACUAUGUAAAGAAAUUACAAACCGUUGAUCCUUUGCCUAAAGAUGAAAAAUUAGCUCGAGAUCAAGCAUUGUUGGAUUGGAUUAUAGCAGAUUCGCAACCAUUUUCCGUUGUCACCAACAUUCACUUUAUCAAUUUGAUAAAAACUUUGGAUCAAAGAUAUCAUCUUCCUGAAAAAUCAUCAUUAAAAGAAAUAGUUGCGGAACGUUUUGACGAAAUGAGAAAAAAUCAAGGACUUGAAUUAAUUGAUGAUGCUAUUGUAAAAGUACGACGACUAAUGAUAAAAAUUAAGCAAUCGGAAAUACUUAGUGAUGAAUUGAGAAAUUUGUGUCAUUUUGCAAAUAUUAAUUAUCAAAGUCCAGAAUUGGAUGUAAAGACAAGUUGGAAUUCGACGUAUAAUAUGUUAAAGAAAGUGGAAAUCAUGUGGAGUGGAAUUCAGACGUUGGCCGUGAAUAGUCAAGAAGUACGAAAACUAAUGCCAACGGAAAUUGAUUGGAAAACAAUUAAGGUCUCAGCCCAAGCAAUUUCAGCAGUAACCUCUUUAUUGACCAAUUAUCAUCAUGUACCAAUCCUUGAAAAUCAUGAGACCGAAGUAGAAAAUGAAAAUCUACGUCAGCACUUGAAAAAACAGCGUGACAGUUUUAUUCCAGGAAGGUUUCUUAAAUUAUGUGUGUAUAUUGAAAUUACAAUAUGGCACCUGACUUCAAUAGGACAUAAUAUUCCAUGGAUUGAAUGUGAAGGAUGUGCCUGUGAAGAGGACAAAGUUAUAUCAAUUCCUGACAUCAUUCGAGCAUUUGGAAUAGCUGGCAAUCAAGGCGUCUCGAUUGCACCAGAUCGCAUGUUUUAUUGA
Messenger RNA from Funneliformis mosseae, 1176 nucleotides. NCBI's taxonomy places the organism in Eukaryota, Fungi, Glomeromycota, Glomeromycetes, Glomerales, Glomeraceae. The record is from the annotation of a GenBank genome assembly.